AGACAGAGAUUAGUCAUUACUCCAUUAGAUACAUGUCCUUGGUUUAGAAAAAGCUACUUUUGUGUUUAUCAAAGAAACAAAAAUAGAAGAAUUGAAUUGAGGGUGGGAAAGGAGCAAAAGAAAACAUCGAGGAUGAGCAAGAGCGGAAAAAAGAAACAACCGGACGCCAUUGAUGAAGUCGAAGAGUUACUGAAAUUAACACAAGACGACCUUCUUCUCAAGCUAACCGUCAAUUCUCACACCAGUUCCAAGUUCGAUUUCGUCCCUGAAUCCUCCAACGCAAUAAUAGAUCCAGAUCUCGAUCGUCGAUUUCAAGCUCUCAGAUCCAAACCUAAACCUAAACCUGAAACCGCCGCCGCUCAUGCUCAUGUAGAUGACCUGUUUGCUCGAUUCGCUGCUCUCAAAGGUCCCAACGCAACAUCUACAACUGAACACAUCAACAUUGAAGAGGCAGAUGAAGAAGAUGAGGUUCAGAAGAUUAUCAAUUGGGCCGUAGACGCAGCUCGACUUGAUCCUUCUCCUCCCUCUGAUGACGACGACAGUGAUUCCGAUGAUGACGACAAAACUGUGGCUCCUAAAAAGAAAAAGAAAGGGUCAAAAAAGUAAUUCAGCUUGCCGCAUCUGCUGAUUGUGCUGGAGGUUUAGACGUCACAGAUGAUUUGAAGCAUUUUCUGGUACAUGAAAACAAUACCGUCUUGCACAUAAUUACUUUCGUAUUAUCAACAUUGUUGAUUGCUUUGAUGAGUACAAUGUUUAUGUUAGCACUUGAAACAUCAAAGUUAAAGUUUGCUUUUAGAUAACUCUUGUCCUUUUUUAGUGUUAUUUGCGUACCGAAAGAAAAUGAAUUUAAAGGCCUACAAUUACUUAGCU
This is a messenger RNA of Helianthus annuus (common sunflower), 870 nucleotides long. RefSeq lists its product as uncharacterized. The record is from RefSeq and is a predicted model, not a curated record. The transcript is spliced from 2 exons. NCBI's taxonomy places the organism in Eukaryota, Viridiplantae, Streptophyta, Magnoliopsida, Asterales, Asteraceae. Bases 133 to 606 code for a protein of 157 amino acids.